Molecule: messenger RNA, 338 nt
Organism: Staurois parvus
Lineage: Eukaryota; Metazoa; Chordata; Amphibia; Anura; Ranidae
Source: the annotation of a GenBank genome assembly
CACUGAUUGGCAGUACUGAUAGGUAGCACUGACUGGCAUUGAUAGGUGGCACUGACUGACACUGAUAGAUAACACUGAAAAGCAGCUCAGAUGGGCACUGAUAUGUGGCAUUGAUGUGCAUUGGUAGGCACUGAUGGGCACUGGCAGGUGGCAUUGAUGAGCACUGGCAGGUGGCAUUGAUGAGCACUGACAGGUGGCACUGCUGGGGCUACGCAGAUCAUCAGGGCACACUUAUCAUCAGUGCCCUGAUGAUCACUGUCAGCGUGACAGCUCGUGAGGAGAGAGAAAAUGCCGAUAACCAGCAUUUUCCUACUUACAUGUGAUCAGCUGUGAUUGGA